Messenger RNA from Penicillium odoratum, 2004 nucleotides. RefSeq names its product F-box/WD repeat-containing protein. Gene Ontology annotation, molecular function: protein binding. Bases 1 to 2004 code for a protein of 667 amino acids. Lineage: Eukaryota; Fungi; Ascomycota; Eurotiomycetes; Eurotiales; Aspergillaceae. The record is from RefSeq and is a predicted model, not a curated record. The transcript is spliced from 2 exons.
AUGUCAAACUCUCAAGAAUGCGAGGCUUCGGCUUCUAAGACAGGAGAUAUUGCGACAAUCACCGACGCCAACCGCACCCCGCUUCGCGAAAAUGAUGCAUCCGAGUCUUUGGCAGAAUUGGCCAGGCUAAAUGUUGCCCCGUUCCUCAACAAACAUAAUCCUCGCCAAUAUGCUCCGCAGCGAUCGGAAGACGGUACCCCGUUACCGCAAUCAGCCAACGCUGGCUACUGUUAUCGUCACCAGCCAGACUCCAAAUGCAGGCGCCAGGCUGAUGAGCAGUCAAUGCGCCAGUUACAGCAGGAACUUGAUACACUUCCCCAAGCUGAUCAGCAGGGCAUCGCCCAUGUCUGGUCUAUGUUUUCUGCCGCUCCAGCAAAACAACGCAAACUGAUGUUGCAAGGAAUUCUGGCUCAGUGCUGUUUUCCGCAGCUUUCCUUCAUCUCUGCCAGUGUCCGUGAACUCAUCCGAAUCGACUUUUUAUCUGCGCUGCCCCCUGAGCUAUCUUUCAAAAUCCUGCGAUACCUCGACACGGCUUCUCUUUGCCGUGCUGCACAGGUAUCCCACCGCUGGAGAAUGUUGGCGGAUGAUGAUGUUGUGUGGCAUCGGAUGUGUGAACAGCAUAUUCGUCGCAAAUGUAACAAGUGUGGAUGGGGGUUACCUCUCUUGGAUCGAAAGCGCCUGCGGGAAUCGAAGCGUGAGAUUGAGCUGCGAGCAUCUAAUUGGGGCAACCAGUCAUCCACAGAAGUCGUCCAGGGCGCUCCUAAUGGAACGUGUUCUGUGGUGGAACUUCCUAAUACGGGCAGCAAACGCAAGAUUGAUACGGACGAUCAUGACAACAGCUGUGCUAUGAUCAAACGUCACUGUGUUUCCCCAGCAUACCGCCCGGAGCCUGAUGAUGACUACUAUAAGACCCGUUAUCGUCCCUGGAAGGAUGUCUAUCGGGAUCGGUUUGUGGUUGGCAUGAACUGGAAGCACCGACGUUGCUCAGUAAAGGUCUUCCGAGGCCACACAGACAGUGUGAUGUGCCUCCAGUUUGAAGACAACAUCUUAAUGACUGGCUCUUAUGAUGCCACUGUCAAGAUCUGGGAUAUGGAAACCGGCGAGGAAUUGCGCACCUUGCGCGGUCACACUGCGGGGGUGCGCUGCCUCCAGUUCGAUGACACCAAAUUGAUCACCGGUAGUUUAGACCGCAGUAUCAGGGUAUGGAAUUGGCGUACUGGGGAGUGCAUUUCCAGAUACAAUGGCCACUCCGAAGCUGUCAUCGCGCUACAUUUCGAUUCUACUCUUCUAGCAUCUGCUUCGGUGGAUCACACCGUCAAAAUCUGGAAUUUCAAAGACAAAUCGACUUUCGUCCUGCCUCAUCCUGAAGGUGUGAAUGGAGUGAAAAUUGACACUGCAUCGCGCACUGUUCUAACUGCUUGUGAUGAUGGUGCGGCUCGCUUGUGGGAUCUAGACACCAAGACCUGCAUUCGAGUUUUCCAUAAUCAUAUUGGUGCAGUCCAGCAAGUCAUCCCAUUGCCACGUGAGAUCGAACUCGAAAGCCAUCUCCCCGACUGCGAGAAUGAUCAUGUCAGCACCUCAUCACAAAAUGGCGAUGCGCCGGCAAACAUUCUUUCUCCGAUCCUGGAGUACAGAUCCUUAUCCACGCAACCUUCCUCGUUCGGUGCAUCAUUCGAUCAGGAUAAGGAUCGCAUUGAACCUCCGCGCUACAUUAUUACCAGCGGUGUUGACGCAACUAUCCGACUGUGGGAAACAAAUACUGGCAGAUGUUUGCGAACAUUCUUCGGGCAUCUGGAGGGCAUUUGGGCACUUUCUGCCGAUACCCUGCGCAUUGCUUCGGGUGGAUUGGACCGCAUGGUCAAAAUUUGGGACCCCCGAGCUCCCACUUGUCAGGAUACGUUCGAAGGCCACUCGGCAUCAGUUAACUGCAUCGGACUUAGUGACAGCCGCUUCAUCACCGGUGGUGAUGAUUACCAAGUACGCAUGUACGACUUCCGGGCCUAA